This is a messenger RNA of Rattus rattus (black rat), 7456 nucleotides long. RefSeq names its product importin 9 (gene Ipo9). The coding region runs from base 171 to 3188 and encodes 1005 amino acids. The transcript is spliced from 25 exons. Gene Ontology annotation, cellular component: nuclear envelope; cytosol. Gene Ontology annotation, molecular function: small GTPase binding. The record is from RefSeq and is a predicted model, not a curated record. Lineage: Eukaryota; Metazoa; Chordata; Mammalia; Rodentia; Muridae. Gene Ontology annotation, biological process: protein import into nucleus.
GGGAUUGAAGGAGGCGUUGGUGGAUACCCUCACCGGGAUCCUGUCCCCGGUGCAGGAGGUGCGGGCGGCUGCAGAGGAGCAGAUUAAGGUGCUGGAGGUGACAGAGGUAUAGCAUAAGCACUGUCCACCUGCGAAGGGCACCCCGAAAGGAUCCAGACGCACUCCUGGGCAUGUGGCGGGCACUGAACCGAGCGGAAGGCGGCCACGCUCGGAAAAAGGCCAGUGAAUUUGGUGUUCACCUGGCAGAGCUGACUGUAGAUCCUCAGGGGGCACUGGCCAUCCGUCAGCUGGCGUCAGUCAUCUUGAAACAGUAUGUGGAAACUCACUGGUGUGCCCAAUCAGAGAAGUUCAGACCUCCGGAAACUACAGAAAGGGCAAAAAUUGUUAUCCGAGAGCUAUUACCCAACGGGUUGAGAGAAUCAAUAAGCAAAGUGCGCUCCAGUGUGGCCUAUGCUGUGUCCGCCAUUGCCCACUGGGACUGGCCCGAAGCCUGGCCCCAGCUCUUCAACCUGCUUAUGGAGAUGUUGGUUAGCGGAGACUUAAAUGCUGUCCAUGGAGCCAUGCGUGUGUUGACAGAGUUUACUCGAGAAGUGACAGACACACAGAUGCCACUUGUUGCUCCCGUCAUUCUCCCAGAGAUGUAUAAGAUAUUCACCAUGGCCGAGGUGUAUGGUAUUCGAACGCGUUCCCGGGCGGUGGAGAUUUUUACUACUUGUGCUCAUAUGAUCUGUAACAUGGAGGAACUGGAAAAGGGUGCAGCCAAAGUCCUGAUCUUCCCCGUGGUGCAGCAGUUCACAGAGGCCUUUGUUCAGGCGCUGCAGAUGCCAGAUGGUCCCACAUCUGACAGUGGCUUUAAGAUGGAGGUUCUGAAGGCAGUGACAGCCUUGGUGAAAAACUUCCCGAAGCACAUGGUGUCCUCCAUGCAACAGAUCCUGCCCAUUGUCUGGAACACUCUGACUGAAAGCGCUGCCUUUUAUGUGAGGACAGAAGUGAAUUACACGGAAGAAGUGGAAGACCCUGUGGACUCUGACGGAGAAGUCCUGGGCUUUGAAAACCUCGUCUUUAGCAUUUUUGAAUUUGUCCAUGCCCUACUGGAAAACAGCAAAUUCAAAAGCACCGUUAAGAAAGCGUUGCCUGAGCUCAUUUACUAUAUCAUCCUGUACAUGCAGAUCACCGAGGAGCAGAUUAAGGUGUGGACGGCUAACCCACAGCAGUUUGUAGAAGACGAGGAUGACGACACGUUCUCCUACACUGUUAGAAUUGCAGCUCAGGACCUGUUGCUGGCUGUGGCCACAGAUUUCCAGAAUGAGAGUGCAGUGGCCCUGGCUACUGCAGCCACUCGGCACUUACAAGAAGCUGAGCAGACGAAAGCCAGUGGCACUGAGCACUGGUGGAAGAUCCACGAAGCCUGCAUGCUUGCUCUAGGCUCUGUGAAAUCUAUCAUCACUGAUAGUGUGAAAAAUGGCAGGAUCCAUUUUGAUAUGCAUGGGUUCCUGACCAACGUCAUUCUUGCAGACCUCAACCUGUCAGCAUCUCCUUUCCUCUUGGGCCGGGCACUGUGGGCUGCCAGUCGCUUCACUGUCGCUAUGUCCCCUGAACUGAUUCAGCAGUUCCUACAGGCAACAGUUAGUGGUCUUCAUGAGACACAGCCUCCGUCAGUUCGCAUCUCUGCCGUGAGAGCCAUCUGGGGUUAUUGUGAUCAGCUGAAAGUCUCAGAGAGUACGCAUGUGCUUCAGCCCUUCCUCCCCAGCAUCCUGGAUGGCCUAAUUCACCUAGCAGCCCAGUUCAGCUCCGAGGUCCUCAACCUGGUGAUGGAGACCCUGUGCAUCGUUUGUACUGUUGACCCAGAGUUCACAGCAAGUGUGGAAAGCAAAAUCUGCCCCUUCACCAUCGCCAUUUUCCUAAAGUACAGUAAUGACCCUGUCGUCGCCUCGCUGGCUCAGGACAUCUUCAAGGAACUGUCCCAGAUUGAAGCCUGCCAAGGUCCAAUGCAGAUGAGGCUGAUUCCCACUCUGGUCAGCAUAAUGCAGGCCCCAGCAGACAAGAUCCCUGCAGGGCUCUGUGCGACAGCCAUUGAUAUCUUGACUACAGUAGUUCGAAAUACAAAGCCUCCCCUUUCCCAGCUCCUCAUCUGUCAAGCUUUCCCUGCUGUGGCACAGUGCACCCUUCACACGGAUGAUAAUGCCACCAUGCAGAAUGGUGGUGAGUGCUUGCGGGCCUAUGUGUCAGUGACACUGGAACAGGUAGCCCAGUGGCAUGAUGAGCAAGGCCACAAUGGACUAUGGUACGUGAUGCAAGUAGUGAGCCAGCUCCUUGACCCACGAACCUCAGAGUUCACUGCAGCCUUUGUGGGCCGCCUGGUCUCCACCCUCAUCUCCAAGGCAGGGCGGGAGCUUGGGGAGAAUCUGGAUCAGAUUCUUCGUGCCAUCCUCAGUAAGAUGCAGCAGGCAGAGACACUCAGUGUCAUGCAGUCGCUCAUCAUGGUGUUUGCUCAUCUGGUGCACACUCAGCUGGAACCUCUGUUGGAGUUCCUGUGUAGCCUCCCAGGACCAACUGGGAAGCCUGCCCUGGAGUUUGUGAUGGCUGAGUGGACGAGUCGGCAGCACCUGUUCUAUGGACAGUAUGAAGGCAAAGUUAGCUCUGUGGCACUAUGUAAACUGCUUCAGCAUGGCAUCAAUGCAGAUGACAAGCGGCUACAAGAUAUUCGUGUGAAGGGAGAAGAAAUCUACAGCAUGGAUGAGGGCAUCCGCACCCGCUCUAAGUCAGCCAAAAACCCCGAGCGCUGGACAAACAUUCCUUUGUUGGUCAAGAUCCUAAAGCUGAUUAUCAAUGAGCUUUCCAACGUCAUGGAGGCCAACGCUGCUCGCCAGGCCACUCCGGCCGAGUGGAACCAAGAUGAUUCCAAUGAUAUGUGGGAGGACCAGGAGGAAGAGGAAGAGGAGGAAGAGGAUGGUUUAGCUGGCCAGCUUUUAUCUGACAUUCUUGCUACAAGUAAAUAUGAGGAGGAUUACUAUGAAGACGAUGAGGAAGAUGACCCCGAUGCCCUGAAGGACCCUCUCUAUCAGAUCGAUCUGCAGGCUUAUCUCACAGACUUCCUUUGCCAGUUUGCUCAGCAGCCCUGUUACAUAAUGUUUUCAUGCCACCUUAACGACACCGAGAGGCGGGUCCUACAGACCAUCGGCAUCUAACAAGGAGAGUCUUCUUCAGCCUGCGUGCUCCCUCCUGGCCCAGCCACAGACCAUUCUACAGUCCUCUCCAGCCUUGAGAUGCACUUUUUCUCAGCCUGGAGUGGCUUCUGGCCCUCAGCCUCGACAGUGACACUGACACUCAGCCCUUGUUUACCAGGGCUGGCAUUUUAAAAGCUAAAGCAAAGAACAUUUAUCAAAGUCCUGUGAAGAUACCCCAAAUCUGGAACUUUCUCCCCAGCUCUGACCCCCUUCAUUCCUAGCAUCCUCUGUUGGCCAGACCAGAAACAUUGACCCGGAUGUGGGUUCCUCAUUUUGCCCCACUUCAGGAGCACAGGAAGUUACUGCCAUUACUCUCAGAAACAUACCUGUUUGCUUUCAUAGGACAUCUGAGUGUUCAGAUAGGAACCCUUGGGAGGUCAUUGUGCUUUCUGCCCUCGGCCAGUGAUGCUCUCGGUUUUCAGUAAGAAGCUGGAGCAGCCACAUACUAAGCCAUUUCCAGUAACCUCACCUUCAUGCUUUCCUCAUGCAACACUAAGGGUCCUUUGUCAAAGGUUCCAUCUUCCCAUCUUUGCAUGACACAGCCCCUCCCCCAGGCUGUUCCUACACACACACACACACACACACACACACACACACACACACACAGCAAGCCAGAUGGAUGGCAACUUGUUUUGUUUUGUUUUGUGUUUUUUUUGUUUUUUAGGGAAAAAAAUCAGGAAAAAGAUUUUUAUUUCUAAAUCUGCCUGACCCAUCUAUAUUUAAUAUGCCUCUUCUGCACAUAACCACAGAGUCUGAUAUUCAAAGGUUAUCCCUCUCCCUCAGGAAUCCUCUAAAGUGGUUGAGUUGUAGCCCUCGAAUUUGCAACAUGUAUUUUUCUAGGACAGUAAAGCAAUCUUUACAAAUGAAUUUAGUCUGCAUACUCUAAGGUAUCUCAACACCUCUACCUUCUGUUUAUUCCCUCUAGAAGCAAAGUAAAAACAGAAAAAAGCAUAACAUAUUUUGGCAUCCUACUGUGAUUUGGCAAGCAACUCAGAAACCUUAGAGAACUGAUAUUUUUCAUCCAGAUAUGUUUAAGAGUCAGUGGUACAGCAUGUGGAUGGCCCUGAGUUCAGGCCCCAGUACUAAAACACAAGGGAGAUCCCUCAAUGGGUUUUCUUUGUAUUACGAAUUGAGAAUGGGUGAAGAUUAAGAGCAAUGUCCCCUUUGUCUGGUAGUGCCCAGGUCUGAUGUCCAUCUUUAGUAGCCAGAGCUAUGUCUUUGGGGUGAUGCGCUAACACAAAGGAAGGGAUGUAGUGGUAACUUGAGCAGAAGGGUCAGGGUGUAGCCUGCACGAGGCCUUUCUGGAGCCUAAGGACUUGGCAGUUUGUUGACUACACCACCUGAUGCCCUCAGUGCUCGGCCUGGAGUCAGGCACCAACUGUAAGAGCCUGGGAAAGUGUGUAGUUGUCUUCUGCCUGGCAGUGGGACCAGUAUGUCCUCUGCCCUUGCUGCUUUUCCUCCUGAAGUUGAAUUUCCUGAUAAGGAGAAAUGAUAGCAUACCUGCCUGGUGGUCCCCAGAGAACCACAGCAGGAGCUCUGGAACCUCAUUCCACAGUUGACCUCAAAGCCAACUGGAUUUGGUGCUAAAAACAGUAGACCAUUCCACAUGAUUUAGGCGUCCAGUGGUUUCAGCAUGUUAGACUGGUACCAGGUUAGAAGCAUUGGCCUGCUGAAUUUGAGGAAGCUUGGGGGCCCCAGUUCAUAUGCUGACAGUGACACAUAUCUAUUCUAAGCCUGCACGUUUGAACAGUUCCCAAUGUGUAGUGCCAGAAUUAGUCCAAAGGGCCCGUCCCGUCCUAGUGCUUCACUUGGUAGGAAGGCUAAGCUCCUGCCUCAGGGAAACUUGAAAAACAGGUUCCUAGGAAGCCAUCCUGGCCAACGUACAUAACUGAGUGGAGGUGGAGGGUCUUAUGCACCUUGAUGGACAGAUGCUUGUGUUUUCAGAGCAUUUGCCUCCUGGAACAGUGAAAUCUCCCAUCCUGCUGAGAGACUGUUCCCAAGAUCGAGGAGAAAGUUCUGUUGGUGACUUGGUGUGACAAAGUUGACCUCUGGCUCCUAUUUUGUCUCCUACGAAAGGCAACUUUACUUGGGAAAGGGGCGAGGCGGACUGUUGAAAGACUAAGAUCAGCAAGCUCGUGAGAGCGGUGUGGGCUCCCUGUGUGAAGGGUUUCCAGUUUGUGGGUGAAACACUGGAAAGCUAAAAAGCAGAUAAAAUUCCAAGAAAGGGAACUGUUCUGCAAGUCACUAAGAAGCAAAUGGUUCAAAAGCAGAUGAAUAUCUGUGGGGAAAGGGACGACCGGGGCUGAGGUGGCCAUUGUGAGCCAAAGAGCUAAAGUGGUAAGCUAAUGGAAACUAGCCUCUCCAACACACCCCGGAGAGGUAGAGUGAGCACUAAGUAGCCAAGCCGCAAGUCAACCCUCGGUGGAAGAAUCGGGCUGGGUCUUUGCUGUGGAGAUGAGGGGGCUUAUUCAUGCCAACAAGUUUGAAGCCAUUUGCAAAAGAAACUGACCUAAACAAGGAAAGAAUGCUUAUCAAAGUUUAGAUGACGGGAAACCUAGGAAGGGUGACAUUUAGGACCCAAGGAGAUCAAGUCAUAAGAAAAGGAGAUUGGCAACAGUAUUUAUCAGGAAGAUUGAGCAUAAUCAAGUACUGUGUACCUCAUUAAAAGUACUGAGUGUUAGGAGUCCAGAUAAUUCCAGAGUGGGCCCAGGUUAGGAUACUGCAGGUUUUCCUCCACCCCUGUCCCUCUCAGUGAUCCUGACCAAUGACAGUACUCUGUAAAAGGACAACCAAGGCCUACACUGCUUAGGGAAAGCAGUGACGUGGCUGAACAGGCUGGGCUCAGGACAGCACUUCAGCACGGUGUAGGCUUGUUCAACAAGUGCUGCUCCAGCCCACCAGCCAGGCCAGCUGCGCCCGAGUACGUAGUAAAAGAUGCAUUUCUGCCUCUUGUCAGUUUUAGUGAAUAUUUAGCUUCCGUCAGAUACAGAAGGCCAAUGCCUUAGGCUUUUCUCAAGAAGCUAGGCUAGGGCUCCAUGGUGGUGCCCACCCUAAAUCCUAGCACUUAUUGACAGGCAAAUCUCUGAGUCCAUGGUCAGCCUGGCCUACAUAGCAAGUUCUCGGCCCACAAGACCUUGUCUUGGAGUGGGGCAGGGGAAGCUGAUUAUGAGAUCGGAAAUCAAUAACAAAUGAGGCAAGUGCUAUAGGAAAAAUGAGUACUGUGUACUGUCACCUCCACCCCCAAAGAAAGACUGGGAUAGCAAUAAUUGAAGGUGAGUCACUGGCAUGAAGAAGAUGACCCUUCAGUAAAGCGUCUUGCUAAAAUGUGAGCGCUGAAAUGCUAGAGCUGUUGAACAGGUCUGUGAAUGACCUCACACCUGCUAACCUUGCAAAGCAGGUCCUUUUCCUUGACCCUUUUAUAGAUUGAGGAGAGCGGAUGCUGAAUGUUGCCUGCUAGUGUGAGUUACCAUCCAAAAUCCCGUACUUACGAUACUCUUACCUCUCCUGUGUAUUUGCCAGUCAGACAAAGUUGGUUACGGUAUUCUAGGGGGAUAGAAGGUGACAUACUGUGGAGGACAGUGGACAGAACUCACUAAAUUUCAAGCCAAGCAGGGCUACAUAGUGAGCCCCUGUCUUUAAAAAGAAAAAAAAAAAAAAUGGAUCCUGAAGCACAUAUAGCCCAGGGGUAGAGCAAUUAGCAUUCACGAGGCCCAGGGUUCUACUCUCCACAUCAGCAGCCCAGCUAGAGAAAAACAGUAAGGGGUUGUGAUUCCUGGAGUCUAGGCCAGAAAUAAAACUGUAAAGAUAAGUAGAGCCAAAUGGUAAAGGCUCCAACAAGGCCUGCUUCCUCUAGAGAAACUCCCCACCUAAGAGAAACUAAAAGUAGUUUGGAGCCUGAGCUGAAGUGGGAGGCGAGGGAAGGUAGGAAUGCCAUCUGGCAGCAGAUCUGGGUGAAGAGCUGCAGCGUGAGCGAGACCGUAACCCGGGGAGAAGAGAUGAGUCGGCAAGCCUCAUGAAGGCUCGGUGACCCCCUGGGAGAGUUUCCCCAAAAGGACAAGUGUCAACUGUGUCUUCUCAAUGUUACUGGGUCCUCUGCAUCAGAGGGGUCAAGCAUUCUGUUAGUCAUGGCCAAAGCCCCACUCACACAGACUGACACUAAAUCUCAGUGCUUUUCGAAGAUUCCAGCAGCAAGCAGCCGAAAGUACGUGUUAAUAAAAUUAUGAAAUCAG